CGUCUGCUUCACGCCGUGUGCGUUUAGGAAUCGCUACGAACAAUAAACCCUUUACUGUUUAUUUUAUGGUUGAUAUACAGUUAACAUCUCACGCAAUAUAUUAUCAGUGGCGGAAACCAGGAAGCUAAGCCUAAGAACAUAUGCACUGUAAAAUGCCUUGUUCUCCCAAGUCUGCCACAAAACACUUCGUUUUUCCCAUAUUAGUUUCCUUCGAGCAUUUCCACGAAGCUUUGACAUCUCUUUUAGUCGGACGGUGAAGAACCAAUGUUACAUGAUUGAAGUCGGUCCACGUCUGGAGGUCAAUACAGCCGCGACUGUAACACCUCGAGACACUGUCCGUGGACGCGGCGAUGGAAGGGCAGGCUACGGCAGAUUUUGUUGCCGUCGAUGCCGAAAGCGGCGGAUACUGCACCGCGGAAAGCAGUUCUGGCAACGUGGCACUCCUCGUGUCCGGCGAUCAAACCAGUGGCACACCAGUGACAACACUUCAGGAGACCAUUCCAGCAACGCAGUUUUUCAUAGAACAACUCGCAGGUGGUCAGGCGAGGUUGCAGACAGCGGAUGGCCAGAUGAUAGAGAUUGAUGUGGAUCCUUCCGUGGUGGGACUCAUGGAGGGAGGUUCGGAGAGCGGGGUGCCCGUCCUGCUCCGCGUUGCGGAAGACGGAACGCUCCUGCCGGACAUGUCGAUGGUGCCGACAAUGCAGCAGGUCUCGGAGCAUGGAUCGCAGCAGCAGCAGCAUGGCUCUGGGAGUGGCAUGCAGGAAGGAGCCGAGAAUGGCGUAGCGUUUCCCCCAGGAAUGUACAUCGAAGUGCACAAGGAGUCGGAUGAUGCCACGUCGGGGGGCACCGCUGGGGCUUCCGGGGAGGGCACUGCCCUCGCCAUCGUCACCCCUGAGGGGGAAGAGUCGGACACCGAGGACCCCUCAACGCAGUCCGACCCUUCGUCCGCGGAAGUGGGCGUGGACCGCCUGGAAGACUUCAUGGACGUCGUGACGACAUACCGCUGCAAGUUCUGCCGUUUCUCGUGCGCCUGGAAGUCCGGGCUCAUGUCACACUUCCGAAGCUGCCACGUUGCAUCCGCUAAGGGCCCCAACGGCAAAGCAGUCCCCGUCUUAUCAGCGAGACCACUUCAGCAGAGUAGAGCAUCUUCAGCAACACCAAAGAGGCCAUCACAGACCGAGCAGAUAACACCCGACCUGCCACCGCAGUCGGCACCAGCGGAGACAAAUGUGUGUGUGGCGGACAAGUUGGGCCAAGUGCUGCAGACAAUUCAGGAGGACCUCGUGGACGAACCUGAAGCAGUGAGCACGGCCACGGAGGAAGACGCCCAGGAGAGGCACAUCUUCAUCUGCGGACAGUGCAGCCAGGGUUUCAGCUCCCUCGAUGACUGCAAGGAGCAUAUGGUGCAGGCCCACGAAUUGAGGGCAGACAACGACGAGAGCAGCACUGCCACUCAGACCAAGAAGCCCCCCGCACGCAAGAGGGGCCGUCCCAGCAACCCAUCUUCAAAGAAGAGAGGGAAGGCCGCUCAGCAGCAGGAGACUGCAGCCAGUCGUCUAGCUGCUAUACAGGCUGGAUUCAAGGAACUUGAGAAGGAUGAAGACACCGAUGAUGCUGUGCCAGAGGAAGAUGGCAGUUCAAGACACAAGGACCUCAAGGACAUGGACGAUGACUUUCUCGUGCAACCCAUGCGUAAGAAACGUGCCAAGAGGGAAGGGGCCAACGAGAGGUUGUUCAAGUGCUCUCAAAAACGUGGCGAGCGCAGCUGCGGCUACCGUUUCCGAACGGAAGAGAAGUUGGAGUACCACAUCCGCUGCCACGCCCCUCCUCCCACCAGUGCGAUUGGUGACAACCGCCCCUUCUGCUGCGUAGAGUGUGGGGAACGCUUCGACCACUGGAGGGGCCUCGCCAUGCACCUGUGGAGGCUGCACGAGUUUGACCUGGACCUUCACUCCUGCACCCACUGUCCUUACAAGACGUUCAGCCUCUUCAAGCUGGACAAUCACAUGCGCAUUCACAGCGCGGAGCGUGACUUUACGUGCGCCCAGUGUGGCAAGGGUUUCAAGCAGCUCUCUCAGCUGCGCAACCACCAUGUGGUGCACCUGGACCGGAAGAACAUGACGCACAAGCGCUGGUACAGUGAGCAGACGUGCGACCUGUGCCAGAGGACGUUCUCAGACUCCAAGUGCCUACGCAAGCACCAGCAGGCUGUACAUAACAAGGUAAAGCCAUACGUAUGCACUGUGUGCGGCCACAUGAGCGCUCGCAAGGCCAUGCUCCAGCUGCACCUGCGACAACACACGGGGGAGAAGCCCUUUGCCUGCAACGUCUGUGACUACCGCACGGGCGACCACAACUCCCUCAGGCGUCACAAGAUGCGCCACUCGGGCACGAAACCCUACAAGUGUCCGCACUGCCCGUAUGCCUGCAUACAGGCCAUUUCGUACAAAACCCAUAUGAAGAACAAGCACCCUGGCCUGGAAGGGCUGUAUGCCUGUUCUCUUUGCAACUUCCGUUCCGUGAGCAAGGAGAACUUUGUCAACCACAUGUCGGAUCACAAGAACGGAAUCUUGGCCCCCACCACUACUACGGCAGAUGGACAGGUCGCAGCUGAGGGUUCACUGCAGCAGCAGUUGGAAGGCCUGUUGCCAGGCAACCUGAGCGCUGCACAACUCAUCUACAGCUGCCUCAGCGCACUGCAACAGCAGCAAGAAGGUGGAAGCGCGGUCACACAACUGCCACCAGGUGUCACCAGUUACUCGGCCGGAGAUGGAACGCACACCAUCACCAUACAGGUUCCACCGUCGGACUUGGAUCCGUCACUCUUGCCCGAACAAGACCAGUUUUUCCUGACAGUCCAACAGCAGGAGGACGGCGCGCUGUCCUACAUAGGCACCGUCGCAGACGGCGCAUCUGCGACGGACAGCUACGUCACGGAGCCAGAUGCACUGACCGGUUCCGCCGGAGUGUCCAUCCUCAAGGUCAACUCGGCACAGGAGAGAUAGGGACAACUCUCGUCAUAUAGUUUGAAAAAUUGCUGUAGAUAAGAUAUAUGUCAGUUAGGGAAUUUGAUCCCGCAGAGGCUGACAGUGCCAGGUCUUUCAGUGGGAGGGAGUGGGAUUGGACCACUUUACCUAUGAUCAUGUAGGAGGUGUAUGCGAGCGUGUUUUUGAUUGAACAGAGAUUGAACAGUUAGAUAAGCGAGAAGGAGGACACGAAAGGUGAUGAUGCGUUAUUGUGUUUUGGGGAAGUUUUGGGAUAAAGGUGCUGCGUGACGAAUGGGCCUCGGUUGGGCUGGCAACCAGCUCAACAGCAGAUGGAUCUGCAGUACAAGGGUUGACUGUUGUGGGUAACAACUUUGUGGGGAAGGCAGGAAAGCUAGGGAGCGUCUGCAUAGGGAUAGUGAGGGAAAUUGGGAAAGGAUGCACGUGGGACAUCCCUUUCUCACAGGAGGCUUUGGGAAGGGGGAAUGCCUUUCACUUGAGCCGGUUUGUGAGCACUCUGCAAUAGCUUAUGAAGGGAGGAAAUGGGGAAAUGUGCAUCUGCACACACACAGGGGUAGCGUGAGAAAAGUCUGUGUGUGCAAAGUGUGCGAACAGGUAUGAGAUGGGGACAUAUCAACGUGUAGAUUUCUGCUCAGCGCGUGCAAAGGGGAUGUGUCAUUCUCAUUUGUUGAUUAUGAGAAACUGAUACCGUCACAGAAUGGGUGCUACUUCAAAGCAAGGAUAGGUUAAGGAUAAGGGAGUUGCGGAAUUACUUCAAUAAGGGAAGUUGCCGACCGUGUUGUUGAUAGCUCUGUCAUGAUUGGUUCUUUUUUUCAUUUUCGCUCUUCACUUGUUAAACGACAAGCAACGUGCACAACUUAAUGUUUGUCAUCCCUGUCUGGUAUGAACUUGCGGUAAGGGACACUGCUUCAGAACACUAUAUUAUACGUGUGUUGUAUCGUUCCUACGAAUUUACACAACUGAUAGUGGAAUAAAAAAAAUGAAAGAAACGUUGACCCUCA
Ornithodoros turicata is the source of this 4006-nucleotide messenger RNA. RefSeq names its product zinc finger protein 142-like. The record is from RefSeq and is a predicted model, not a curated record. Bases 351 to 3005 code for a protein of 884 amino acids. Gene Ontology annotation, biological process: regulation of transcription by RNA polymerase II. The transcript has 14 exons. Gene Ontology annotation, molecular function: DNA-binding transcription factor activity; RNA polymerase II cis-regulatory region sequence-specific DNA binding. NCBI's taxonomy places the organism in Eukaryota, Metazoa, Arthropoda, Arachnida, Ixodida, Argasidae.